CGCUCUGAUAUUUCGUGAAACACGACUUAACACACAACAGAACCCUGACGGAAACACAAUAACACGCAGGCAUACACACAACAGACAACAUCUGUAACAUCUGCAGGACAAACGGCACACCUCAGUUUGACACAGACAGGAAGUGAAACAUGUGACCUCAUCCUGAAUCUGUUUGUGCUUCAGAUCAUCUCCCGCUGUGAUGUCACUCUGCUUCAGGAAGUCAGAGACAGUAAAGAGAAGGCUUUACCACAGCUGAUGAACCGGCUCAACAGAUAUGACGCUGACCACAAGUAUCAAGCGGUGUCCAGUGAGAGACUCGGCAAGGCGGGCUCUUCAUACCAGGAGCAGUACGUGUUCGUCUACAGGGCUGGCUCGGUGUCGCUCACAGGUCAGUAUCAGUACCCUGACGAUCGGCCCGGAGACGUCGACGCGUUCUCCAGAGAACCUUUUGUCGUUCGGUUCAAAGCUCCAAGAACAGUCAUCAAGGAGUUUGUGCUCAUACCUCAGCACACGUCUCCAGAAAACACCACCAAGGAGCUGGACGCCCUGUACGACGUCCUGCAGGAGGUCAGGAGGAUGUGGAAGACCGAGCAUGUGAUGCUUCUCGGGGACUUUAACGCUGACUGUGGUUACCUGGCUAAGAAGAACAGGAAGUUUGUGCGUCUGAUCACAGAUAAAAACCUCUUCUGGCUCAUCAAUGAUAAAACUGACACCACAGUGAGAAAGUCCACGUCCUGCACCUACGACAGGAUCGUCGUGCACGGGGAAACGUUUGCCAGAGCGAUUAUUCCUUUGUCAGCGAAACCGUUUAACUUCCAGACGGCGUACGGCCUCAGCGAGGACCAGGCUCUGGAGGUCAGUGAUCACUACCCCGUGGAGGUCCUGCUGAAGAACAACAAAAUGUCCGAUAGUGGCGGCGUGAGGAAGAGCGUGCAUCCGUUUGUGUCUGUGUUCCUGCUCGGCCAUCUUGUCUUCAGCGUGUUAGCACGUUAGUGUUACUCUCACCUGGAUUCUUUUUCUCCUCACUCUGAGGACCAUCAUGGACUUAAAGACUCACCGACACAUGGAGUCAAAGAAAUCCCAGCAGCAGACUCUCCACAAGGGGGAACUCCUUCAGUCAGGACAUAAACAGGAGAUAUUCAUGAUGACAUCAUGAGUUCAUUUCUCUGAGUUAAGAGAGAGGACGACGUUCACGAGCGCCGUCAUGUUUCAUAUAAAGAAACCGGUUUUUAUUUGAACUGUCAGACAGCUGAUGUCAUCACAGUGAGACCCGCUCACCAACGUUCACUCACUUUGUGUUUACCUGCUCGUUGUUCAGAAACGUUUCAGUGUUCAAUAUUUUUGUAGAAAGAUGAUGUUCAUGGAGUCAGAAACAUUUCCAUUUCUCUUUUAUAAGUCGGGUCAGCUGGCAGUUUGUUCCUCAGAAUCAGAUCAAACGCUCUCUCUUCACUUCCUGCUGAAGCACCAAUCACUUGCCGGCACGCCUGAUGAUGCAGUGACAUCAUUCAUCAUGUCUCUGACUCCAGACCUCUCUGAUUGGUCCUCUAGAAGAUGCUCAGACACAGAGAGGACGUGGAGAUACGCACGCUGUAAAUACUCUGAUGUUCAUGAAUAUAAUAAAUCUGUCACUCACUCA
Labrus mixtus (cuckoo wrasse) is the source of this 1636-nucleotide messenger RNA. RefSeq names its product deoxyribonuclease I-like 1 (gene dnase1l1). Gene Ontology annotation, biological process: DNA catabolic process. The record is from RefSeq and is a predicted model, not a curated record. Gene Ontology annotation, molecular function: DNA nuclease activity. Gene Ontology annotation, cellular component: nucleus. Lineage: Eukaryota; Metazoa; Chordata; Actinopteri; Labriformes; Labridae. The transcript has 7 exons. Bases 256 to 993 code for a protein of 245 amino acids.